AUGCUUCCAAAAACCAAUAAAAAUUGGAAGCAGGUCAAAUCGCAACUUCGACUUCCAUGGGGAAUACUGUUUCUAGUUUUAUCAGUGAUAAGUGUCCUGAUAUGGUUUUUCAGUGGAGAUGAACAACCAAACCGACUUUUUUACGACGAGAUGAAAUUGAUGGAGACUGGAGAAGAAAAUGCGUUCAUUCACUCUGCCUACUAUUAUGAAAGCUCGAAAUCAUUGGGCAAAAACGCCAUAGCUAUAGUGUCCACCAUGCACAAAGGAGCAGUCACUGAUCUCAAUGAGUUUGUUUUGAAAGUUGUGGGAACAAACUCAACGACACGAUUAGUCACAGAUGCAAGAUUGAGCACUGAACAUGAUCCUGACGAGAGCUGUGAAUACACAACUGUCCUGAUCCAGGCAAAUACUUUGAAUUCAAUGACAAAGUUGGAAAUCGAGACCAGAGAUGGAUUGGUCCCGCUUCCAUUUUCUGAGCCGAAACUUGAUUCUCCGAGACCUGUUGUUUUCUGCAUUGCCCCUCUCUUUGCUGCUGAACAGUGGCAAUCCUUCCUAAUGCAACUCCACGUCACCAAAAAGUUCGGAGCUCAUCUCCACGUCUACAUGAUGACAAUGCUCGAACACUAUUAUCAAAUGGUUCGAGAACUGGGAGAACUUGGUGUCAUCUCAACUCAGCCGUGGCUUAGCGUGAAGUUCUCACAAGUUGGAAAACCUUUUUUGGAGCCAAAUCGCAAUUCGGAGCUGAGAAAUCCAGCAGCCGCUUUCACGGAUUGCCUGCUUCAGUACAAGGAGGCAGCACAGUUUAUUGGAUUUAUGGAAAUCGAAGACUUAUUAUUCCCAGUUAAUGCUGAUUCUUAUUAUGAGGAGUUCGAGAGAGAAUAUGAAGGAAGUUAUCAGAUCAGUGCUCUUUAUUAUCAGAUAAUAGAACAACAGUCUGUUAAAUACAGCUCCCCUGAGCAACAAAGUCUUGGAGCCCUGCUUGGAAGUGCUCAAGGAGGAGACGCUAUGAAGAAUGGCCGGUCUAUUGUCCGUCCAGAACGCUACAAUUCAACGUGGACACACUAUUCAACACAAGCUGAAAGUCAACCAGUAUAUCUGACGGAACAACAAGAAGAUCCACAUUAUUUGAACAGGAAGAAGAUUUCAGCAAAUGCAUUUUUAAGAUUCAAAAAUCUGGAAUAUAGUCCUGGGGAGACUGUCAAUUCGACAGUAAUCCCGAUGAACCCAUUGAGUCAUGAUCAACCACUUUUGAACGAGGAACAAAUGAAAGAGAUUGAAGAUGGAAUCAAAGAAACUCUACUUCUACCAACUCUUCAAGAUUAUAUAAAACGUCUUCCAACUGAAGAUUUUUAUUCAACAAAACUGAAGGAAUGUCUGGAUAAUCAAAGACACGGAAAGGGACAUUGUGUGAAUACAAAGUCGUGCAAUCUUCCAAACAAUGACAAGAUCCCAUGCCGGCAUUCUGAUGGGCUCUAUCACUCGGUCCGAGUAAUGAAACCAUAUACAUAUCAUUAUGUUACUGAAUAUUAUUUCACUAGAAAUUUAGGUUGUUAUGAAUGA
Caenorhabditis remanei is the source of this 1560-nucleotide messenger RNA. RefSeq lists its product as uncharacterized. The coding region runs from base 1 to 1560 and encodes 519 amino acids. The record is from RefSeq and is a predicted model, not a curated record. NCBI's taxonomy places the organism in Eukaryota, Metazoa, Nematoda, Chromadorea, Rhabditida, Rhabditidae. The transcript has 8 exons.